Mustela lutreola (European mink) is the source of this 8400-nucleotide messenger RNA. It is a transcript of the gene PNMA6E, whose product is annotated as PNMA family member 6E. Lineage: Eukaryota; Metazoa; Chordata; Mammalia; Carnivora; Mustelidae. The record is from RefSeq and is a predicted model, not a curated record. Bases 133 to 7095 code for a protein of 2320 amino acids. The transcript has 2 exons.
CGCUUGCGGGCUUCACGCCGCGUGCUCGGAAGGCUGCGCCACUCGGCUCCUGGCUGUGCGGCUGGCGAGAGCGCUUCAGGCCUUUCGGAGUGGGCGUGUGGAGCUGUUCUGAGUGGGACGAAGUUCUCAGCAAUGGCGAUGCCACUGGCAAUGCUGCUUGACUGGUGCAGGUGGAUGGGUGUGAACGCACACCGUUCCCUGCUCAUCCUGGGCAUCCCUGAUGACUGCGGGGACCAGGAAUUCCAGGAGGCCGUGCAUGCUGCCCUGUGGCCCCUGGGCAGGUACCGACUGCUGGGCAAAGUGUUCAGAAAGGAGCUUGGAUGCAAGGUCGCCUUGGUCGAGUUUCCUCAGUAUUUAAACCGAAGUUUGAUCCCUCGACAGAUACCAGGCGAAGGAGGACCCUGGCCUGUGGUCUUUCUGCCCCAGGCCCCUGAUUCAGAGUCACAGGAUAGACCAGAUUUCCCUGCACAGCCCCAGAGUCAAGCAGUGGCUUGCCAGGCAGGUGGCGCAGGAGCUGCAGGGGAGGAAGCUGCGAGUGAGGCAGGAGCUGCAGGGGAGGAAGCUGCGAGUGAGGCAGGAGCUGCAGGGGAGGAAGCUGCGAGUGAGGCAGGAGCUGCAGGGGAGGAAGCUGCGAGUGAGGCAGGAGCUGCAGGGGAGGAAGCUGCGAGUGAGGCAGGAGCUGCAGGGGAGGAAGCUGCGAGUGAGGCAGGAGCUGCAGGGGAGGAAGCUGCGAGUGAGGCAGGAGCUGCAGGGGAGGAAGCUGCGAGUGAGGCAGGAGCUGCAGGGGAGGAAGCUGCGAGUGAGGCAGGAGCUGCAGGGGAGGAAGCUGCGAGUGAGGCAGGAGCUGCAGGGGAGGAAGCUGCGAGUGAGGCAGGACCUGCAGGGGAGGAAGUUGCAGGUGUGGCAGGAGCUGCAGGGGAGGCAGGAGCUGAAGAUGGAGGAGAGUCAUAUGAAGAAGAAGCUGCAGGGGAGGCAGGAGUUGCAGAUGAGGAAGAAGCUGUGAGUGAGGCAGGAGCUGUAGGGGAGGCAGGAGCUGAAGAUGGAGGAGAGUCAGAUGAGGCACGAGCUGCAGGGGAGGCAGGAGCAGAAGAUGAAGGAGGAGUGUCCCAUGAGGGAGCCGCAGGUGCAGCAGCAGCUGGGGGUGUGGCAGAAGUAGCAGGUGAGGAAGGAGCUGCCGGUGUGGCAGGAGUGGCAGGAGCUGCACGGGAGGCAGGAGCCCAAGAUGAAGGGGGGGUGUCCGAUGAGGAAGGAGCGGCAGGUGACACAGGAAUUGCUGGCAUGGCAGGAUCUGUGAGCAUGGCAGGAGCUGCUGGGGAGGCAGGCACUGCCGGGGAGGAAGGAGCUGUGGGGGUUUCAGGAGUCAUAGAUGCGGGAGGAUCCUGGACCCAGCAGUGGAACCAGGCCCAGCAGCUUGUGCUGGAAAAUAUAGCCUUUGGGGAAUUGAGAGCCUUUUCUGGGUUGGAAGAGCCAGACCAAGAGCAAGAGUCCUUUGAGAGUUGGCUGGACCAUGCCAAUGACAUGCUGUACACGUGGCGCUACGUGUCGGAAAGGGAGAGGAGGCGACGGCUGCUGGAAAGCUUGGGUGGCCCCGCACUGGAGCUCCUGGGCAGCCUCCUGGCAGAAGAUCCCGACAUGCCUGCUCAGGAUUGCCUAGCUGCGUUGGUACAGGUGUUUGGGGACAAGGACUCCUGCGUGACAGCCCGGCUCAAGUUCCUCACUUGUGCUCAGCGGCCUCAGGAGACUUUGUUUGCCUAUGUGAUGCGCCUGGAGGGCCUGCUGCAGUCGGCUGUGGAGAAGGGGGCCUUCCACCCUGUCGUCGCAGACCAGGUUCGCGCCAGGCAGGUGCUGAUGCGGGCCCGGCCGAACGAGCUGCUCCAAAACAAGCUGAGGAGGAUGCGACUGGAGAGGAGACCACCUGGCUUCCUGGGGAUGUUGCGGCUGAUUCGGGAGACUGAAGCAUGGGAGGCCAUCCCAGUUAGCGGUGAGCAGUUCCAACCGGAAGUAGGGGCCUGUGUGGAUAGUGGAGGGCUGGCCACUGCCCAGGCUGCCCCUGCCUGUGAAGAGGUUGCUGAAGCCUCUGCAGCCAACAGAGGUGCUUUCCGGGCUGAUCCGGCUCUUGAAGUCAUGACCGAGGGCACCCCUGCGGGUGCAGAUGAAACUGGGGUCCUCCCAGCUAACGAAGAUGCUUUCUGGGCUGCCCUGGUUCUUGAAGUCGUCACCGAGGGCACCCCUGCGGGUGCAGAUGAAACCGGAGAUCCCCCAGCUAACGAAGAUGCUUUCCGGGCUGACCUGGCUCUCCAAGUCGUCACCAAGGACACCCCUGUGGGUGCAGAUGAAACCAGGGAUCCCUCAGCCAACGAAGAUGCUUUGCGGGCUGACCCGACUCUCGAAGUCGUCACCGAGGGCACCCCUGCGGGUGCAGAUGAAACCGGGGCCCGCCCAGCCAACGAAGAUGCUUUAUGGGCUGCACUGGUUCUUGAGGUCGUCACUGAGGGCACCCCUGUGGGUACAGAUGAAACCGGGGAUCCCCCAGCCAACGAAGAUGCUUUCCGGGUUGACCCAGCUCUUGAGGUCAUCACCGAGGGCACCCCUGCGGGUGCAGAUGAAACCGAGGCCCCCACAGGCAACGAAGAUAUUUUCUGGGCUGACCGAGCUCUUGAAGUCAUCACCAAGGGCACCCCUGCGAGUGCAGAUGAAACUGGGCCCCCCCCAGCUAACGAAGAUGCUUUCCAGGCUGACCCAGCUCUUGAGGUCGUCACUGAGGGCACCCCCGUGAGUGCAGAUGAAACUGGGCCCCCCCCAGCCAACGAAGAUGCUUUCCAGGCUGACCCGGCUCUUGAGGUCGUCACUGAGGGCACCCCCGUGGGUGCAGAUGAAACUGGGGCCCCCCCAGCCAACGAAGAUGCUUUCCGGGCUGACCCGGCUCUUGAGGUGGUCACCGAGGGCACCCCUGCGGGUGCAGAUGAAACUGGGGAUCCCCCAGCCAACAAAGAUGCUUUCCGGGCUGACCUGGCUCUUGAGGUCGUCACCGAGGGCACCCCUGCGGGUGCAGAUGAAACCGAGGCCCCCCCAGGCAACAAAGAUAUUUUCUGGGUUGACCCGGCUCUUGAAGUCGUCCCUGAGGGCACCCCCGCGGGUGCAGAUGAAACUGGGGCCCCCCCAACCAACGAAGAUGCUUUCCAGGCUGACCCGGCUCUUGAGGUCGUCACUGAGGGCACCCCCGUGGGUGCAGAUGAAACCGGGGAUCCCCCAGCCAACGAAGAUGCUUUCCGGGCUGACCCAGCUCUUGAGGUCAUCACCGAGGGCACCCCUGCGGGUGCAGAUGAAACCGAGGCCCCCCCAGGCAACGAAGAUAUUUUCUGGGCUGACCCAGCUCUUGAAGUCAUCACCAAGGGCACCCCUGCGGGUGCAGAUGAAACUGGGGCCCCCCCAGCCAACGAAGAUGCUUUCCGGGCUGACCCGGCUCUUGAGGUGGUCACCGAGGGCACCCCUGCGGGUGCAGAUGAAACUGGGGAUCCCCCAGCCAACAAAGAUGCUUUCCGGGCUGACCCGGCUCUUGAGGUCGUCACCGAGGGCACCCCUGCGGGUGCAGAUGAAACCGAGGCCCCCCCAGGCAACAAAGAUAUUUUCUGGGUUGACCCGGCUCUUGAAGUCGUCCCUGAGGGCACCCCCGCGGGUGCAGAUGAAACUGGGGCCCCCCCAACCAACGAAGAUGCUUUCCAGGCUGACCCGGCUCUUGAGGUCGUCACUGAGGGCACCCCCGUGGGUGCAGAUGAAACCGGGGAUCCCCCAGCCAACGAAGAUGCUUUCCGGGCUGACCCAGCUCUUGAGGUCAUCACCGAGGGCACCCCUGCGGGUGCAGAUGAAACCGAGGCCCCCCCAGGCAACGAAGAUAUUUUCUGGGCUGACCCAGCUCUUGAAGUCAUCACCAAGGGCACCCCUGCGGGUGCAGAUGAAACUGGGGCCCCCCCAGCCAACGAAGAUGCUUUCCGGGCUGACCCGGCUCUUGAGGUGGUCACCGAGGGCACCCCUGCGGGUGCAGAUGAAACUGGGGAUCCCCCAGCCAACAAAGAUGCUUUCCGGGCUGACCCGGCUCUUGAGGUCGUCACCGAGGGCACCCCUGCGGGUGCAGAUGAAACCGAGGCCCCCCCAGGCAACAAAGAUAUUUUCUGGGUUGACCCGGCUCUUGAAGUCGUCCCUGAGGGCACCCCCGCGGGUGCAGAUGAAACUGGGGCCCCCCCAACCAACGAAGAUGCUUUCCAGGCUGACCCGGCUCUUGAGGUCGUCACUGAGGGCACCCCCGUGGGUGCAGAUGAAACCGGGGAUCCCCCAGCCAACGAAGAUGCUUUCCGGGCUGACCCAGCUCUUGAGGUCAUCACCGAGGGCACCCCUGCGGGUGCAGAUGAAACCGAGGCCCCCCCAGGCAACGAAGAUAUUUUCUGGGCUGACCCAGCUCUUGAAGUCAUCACCAAGGGCACCCCUGCGGGUGCAGAUGAAACUGGGGCCCCCCCAGCCAACGAAGAUGCUUUCCGGGCUGACCCGGCUCUUGAGGUGGUCACCGAGGGCACCCCUGCGGGUGCAGAUGAAACUGGGGAUCCCCCAGCCAACAAAGAUGCUUUCCGGGCUGACCCGGCUCUUGAGGUCGUCACCGAGGGCACCCCUGCGGGUGCAGAUGAAACCGAGGCCCCCCCAGGCAACAAAGAUAUUUUCUGGGUUGACCCGGCUCUUGAAGUCGUCCCUGAGGGCACCCCCGCGGGUGCAGAUGAAACUGGGGCCCCCCCAACCAACGAAGAUGCUUUCCAGGCUGACCCGGCUCUUGAGGUCGUCACUGAGGGCACCCCCGUGGGUGCAGAUGAAACCGGGGAUCCCCCAGCCAACGAAGAUGCUUUCCGGGCUGACCCAGCUCUUGAGGUCAUCACCGAGGGCACCCCUGCGGGUGCAGAUGAAACCGAGGCCCCCCCAGGCAACGAAGAUAUUUUCUGGGCUGACCCAGCUCUUGAAGUCAUCACCAAGGGCACCCCUGCGGGUGCAGAUGAAACUGGGGCCCCCCCAGCUAACGAAGAUGCUUUCCAGGCUGACCCGGCUCUUGAGGUUGUCACUGAGGGCACCCCCGUGGGUGCAGAUGAAACUGGGGCCCCCCAAGCCAACGAAGAUGCUUUCCGGGCUGACCCGGCUCUUGAGGUCGUCACUGAGGGCACCCCCGUGGGUGCAGAUGAAACUGGGGCCCCCCCAGCCAACGAAGAUGCUUUCCGGGCUGACCCGGCUCUUGAGGUGGUCACCGAGGGCACCCCUGCGGGUGCAGAUGAAACUGGGGAUCCCCCAGCCAACAAAGAUGCUUUCCGGGCUGACCUGGCUCUUGAGGUCGUCACCGAGGGCACCCCUGUGGGUGCAGAUGAAACCGAGGCCCCCCCAGGCAACAAAGAUAUUUUCUGGGUUGACCCGGCUCUUGAAGUCAUCACUGAGGGCACCCCCGCGGGUGCAGAUGAAACUGGGGCCCCCCGAACCAACGAAGAUGCUUUCCAGGCUGACCCGGCUCUUGAGGUCGUCACUGAGGGCACCCCCGUGGGUGCAGAUGAAACCGGGGAUCCCCCAGCCAACGAAGAUGCUUUCCGGGCUGACCCAGCUCUUGAGGUCAUCACCGAGGGCACCCCUGCGGGUGCAGAUGAAACCGAGGCCCCCCCAGGCAACGAAGAUAUUUUCUGGGCUGACCCAGCUCUUGAAGUCAUCACCAAGGGCACCCCUGCGGGUGCAGAUGAAACUGGGGCCCCCCCAGCUAACGAAGAUGCUUUCCAGGCUGACCCGGUUCUUGAGGUUGUCACUGAGGGCACCCCCGUGGGUGCAGAUGAAACUGGGGCCCCCCCAGCCAACGAAGAUGCUUUCCAGGCUGACCUGGCUCUUGAGGUCGUCACCGAGGGCACCCCUGUGGGUGCAGAUGAAACCGAGGCCCCCCCAGGCAACAAAGAUAUUUUCUGGGUUGACCCGGCUCUUGAAGUCGUCACCGAGGGCACCCCCGCGGGUGCAGAUGAAACUGGGGCCCCCCCAGCCAACGAAGAUGCUUUCCGGGCUGACCCGGCUCUUGAGGUCAUCACUGAGGGCACCCCCGUGGGUGCAGAUGAAACUGGGCCCCCCCCAGCCAACGAAUAUGCUUUCCGGGCUGACCCGGCUCUUGAGGUGGUCACCGAGGGCACCCCUGCGGGUGCAGAUGAAACUGGGGAUCCCCCAGCCAAGGAAGAUGCUUUCCGGGCUGACCUGGCUCUUGAGGUCGUCACCGAGGGCACCCCUGUGGGUGCAGAUGAAACCGAGGCCCCCCCAGGCAACAAAGAUAUUUUCUGGGUUGACCCGGCUCUUGAAGUCGUCACCGAGGGCACCCCCGCGGGUGCAGAUGAAACUGGGGCCCCCCCAGCCAACGAAGAUGCUUUCCAGGCUGACCCGGCUCUUGAGGUCGUCACUGAGGGCACCCCUGUGGGUGCAGAUGAAACCGGGGAUCCCCCAGCCAACGAAGAUGCUUUCCGGGCUGACCUGGCACUUGAGGUUGUCACCGAGGGCACCCCUGCGGGUGCAGAUGAAACCGGGGAUCCCCCAGCCAACGAAGAUGCUUUCCGGGCUGACCCGGCUCUUGAGGUCGUAACCGAGGGCAUCUCUGUGGGUGUAGGUCAAACCCAGGCCUUCCCAGCCAAUGAAGAUCCUGCUGAAUCUGUCCCAGCCAACAUGGAGGCCAGUGAGGCAGUUCCUGGCACUGUGGAAGCUGAUAGGGCUGCUCUUGAAGCCCAUGAUGCUGCCAGGGCUGCCCCUGACCCCCAGGAGAGCUCCAAGUUCUUCCCUGCCACUCAGGAAGAUAAAAAUGCUCCCAUCUCUGUGAGCCUAGGUCAGGCAAGACCCUCAGAGGCCCCUGGGGGUCCCAUUCCUCCCCAGAUGGGUGGAGUUCCCAGGGUGGGCCCAAGAGGUCCUGGCUAUGAGCCAGAGGGCCUAGCCCAGGCCGGAGACCAGGAGGCCAGAGGGUCCCCUGAGGAGGGGCUGGAGCCUAUCCCAGAGGAGUCAGGAAAUGAGGAUGGAGCUUGGGAGACGAUCCCCCCCAAGUCCUCCUCAGGCAAAUAGGCUCAGAAGGCCCAGAGUCCCCCUCUCCUCUCAGGUAUCAGAGCUCUGGAGGCAGAGGGAGGCCAUGCCGGGGCAGAAGCCUCACCCUAUGUUGGGGGGCAGGGCCGAGGGAGCAGCCCACUCAGCCCAAACAAAUUCCUUGGACCCCACCUCCCCAAGGCACCCUAGCCACCCACCACCAUGAGCCCUUCCAAGUGACCAGGAUGACCACACUUGACACCACAUGGGGCGGGGAAAGGUGCCCCCCCCGCAACCCAUGGCAGCACCCUACCUGGCCCCUGCCCCAGUCCCAAUCCAUGCCAACUCAGGCAGCCAGUCUGGGAAGCACCCCUGAGUGGCUGACCCUAGCCUAGGUGAUGGGCACCCGGAGCCAUCUGCCACCUACACUAGACUGGGAGAUGUUAGGGGCCGCCUCAAGGGUGCCAGCCUCUUGGGUCUCCCAAGAGGGAGAUCCUCAUGCGCAUCCCCCAGGGCACGUCACUCCAUGUUCUGGGAAACCUGCUUGUGUCUCUGUGGGGCCCUUAUGACCCACGUGUCACGUUACUCCUCCACCCCACUAGGUCCCGUUCCUGUGCAGAGCCUUGAGGUGUGCAAGAGCCCGUGGUGGGUGACCUGGCCUACUGGGGCAGCCACCCCCCAGCCCAGGGACCUGCCGUGAGCCUCAGUGGCGACCGGGGCUCCGCUCGCUCUCUCUCCCAGUGUUGUGAGCUCCACCGCUGCUUUCUCGGUGUAGAUUUAAGCCGGCCGCUGCUUGUUCUCGUGGAGAUGUGUGUGUGUUUCUCUGAGCAGCUGUUUCCAGCCCCAUCUCCGAGAUCCCCAGCCCAGUUCCAGGAGACGGCGGGAAGGAUGCCCGAGGGCACGGCUGCUGCUCGCCCAGUGACCUCGGGAAGGAGGAACCAACCAAGGACCGAGGUGGCCAGCGGGAGUCUCCACGGGAACCGUGCUCUGAUGUGCCACGUUGUUUCUUGUGACUCCGUGUCCCCGGCUUGGCCGAGUGUCCCCUGCUGCGUUUUCCACCUUCCUGGGACUGUCCUGUGCAGGCCUUAGGGUGGUACCAGGCCCCAGCAUGUCAGCCAGAGGGGAGGGUGCCCUGGGGUGAGGGGAUGUGGCCAGUUUCUAUCAUCCUGGCCAGAGGUUGAUGGUGGGGCCGCCAGGGAGCAGGAGGGCCACAGUGUUGGAGGAAGCAGAGACACCUCAUUUGGGACCCGGUGUGGGGGGCAUAACCUAUGGGCUCUAGUGGCUGUUAGAUGUUCCUUUCUCUGUUGUCAUUCCUUCUUUGAUGGUUUCAGUAAAUGUUUUCUUCAA